AUGGAGGAGCAGAUUCCGACUUCUUCCACGCCGCCGCCCGCGAACCGCCGCCUCACCCAGUCCAGCCGACUUACACCCCCUGAGCCAGCUGCGUCGGCAGCGGCACUCUCCAGCUCCGAGCCGUCCCUUCGAUUCCCUCGCCCGCAGGGAAACCGCCGUCUCGCCAACUGGGUUUCCAGCAGCAACCCCGACGUCAUGCGUCUCGCCGCGACUGUCGAGGAGACGGGCCUCGCCGACUCCGCCUACGAGCUCAUCAACGGCACUGACGGCGAAUCGCCCGACGACAACUACGCUGGGUCCAUGGACGAGUCCGUCGAUUCUCUUGACUUCCAGCGCCCUGAUGACGUGCAAAGUCUCGCCGGCACGGAGAACACGCAGGACGAUGACUCGAUCGCCGACGAGGCCGACACGCUACCCCCGGCCUCGACGAUGGACUUGCGCAAGGAUGGAGAGGUUGAAGAAGGAGUCGUCAACGCCCCAGGUGACGACGCACGUCACGAAGCAUCGUCAAACGGCUCCGAGGCUGACGAAGCCCUCCCUUCGCUAUCGUCCCUCGAGUACACGCAGAUCAGCCUCGGCACGCCUUCCAUCGCCACGCCCGAGGCGAAUAAACGUGCAGCGGCGGCGGGCGUCGAGGCCGCCCGCAGCGCGUUGGAGGAUCAGCAUCAAGAUACGGACAGUUCCGAAUCCGCAGCGGCCUUUCAGUUCCCACCGAGAUCGAGCCCCGCCCUUACGCCCGAUGGCAGCAUUUUGUUGGAGAGACGGUCGGUGCCCGAGCCUCCUCGGCACGGCGGGCGAUGCAAGAAGACGAAUCCUGCUCGGGCAAAGUUCGCCGCGAAGCUAGCCGACGAUGGGGGAAUUUGGGCUCACUUCAAAGAUCGCUUGCCGAACACGACAUCGGCGACCCUUCCGGGCCUUUUGCUCGCAACCGCCCUGGCCAUUCUCAUCCCCAUUCUAUACUCGCCCCCUGCUGACGGCCCCAGGCCGGAGAUGGCCACGGUGACGACGACGAUUACCGCCACGACAACCUCGGUCGUCAUCGCGACGAGCACGCCGUCCUCCCUCUCUCGCCCGAGCACCUCCUCGACGACCGGCGGCAUGGGGCUGAUUCCCGUGGGUGACAACAAAUCUGACGAGGGGCUCUUCGGUGCCAAGAGACCCAUCCUCACCUUUACGCCUCACGCGCAAACCGACAUCUUGAUCCGUGUUCCCAGCAGCAUCAAGCAAACGUGGCUUGCGAAGAACUGCCUCGUCGUGGAUGCUACCAGGGGAGACCAGCAAGUUCAGGCGGUCCUGUCCCCCGUCGGCGACGGCAUUCUCGUCAAGUUUGCCAAGAAGGAGGCCUACGGCGUCAUCAAGUUGUCGGUGCGCGCCACGUGUCGCCCGAGGGUCCAGAAGAUGAUUAAAGUUCACUUCGGCAGGGGUGUCGUGGAGGAAGCCUUGCAGAUGACCAAAAACUUGGCUCAAGAUCUGUCCGGCCUGGUGCCUGCCGCGGCCGAGGAAGCCGGACGCUGUCUGAAGAGAGCGAGACGGUCGCUCGGUGCCGUGUCCGACACCAUCACCAACAACGUCGUCUUCUCCUCCGAAACCAUGCUCGGGAGACUCUGGGGCAGCGUUGCGGCAUCGCAGGGUUCGUUCUUGAACGCCAACGCCGCUGUCCUCGGUCGCAUCAGGGGUGUCGCCGAAGACUUGGCGGAGAGCCUCGGCACGACGUCUCGACAGGCGAGGGAGCAUCUGCAUAGGGUGCAGGACAUUCAGGCAGGGCUCCGCCUUCGGCUCCUUGGAGCCCAGGUGUCGGCAAAGAUGUGGUGGCUGCGAGCGACGGGUGGGGAGAAGGAGCAUGAAGAUUACGAGCACAAGGCCAGAGAGUUUGUGGCAAGCCAGCACGCUGCUGCGAGGGCCGCGAGUUGGGCCAGACGACCUCGGGAGGACGUCGACGUCGACGCCCGAUCUUGA
Molecule: messenger RNA, 1956 nt
Organism: Drechmeria coniospora
Lineage: Eukaryota; Fungi; Ascomycota; Sordariomycetes; Hypocreales; Ophiocordycipitaceae
Exons: 1
Coding region: 1-1956 (651 amino acids)
Source: RefSeq, a predicted model, not a curated record